Molecule: messenger RNA, 945 nt
Organism: Manis pentadactyla (Chinese pangolin)
Lineage: Eukaryota; Metazoa; Chordata; Mammalia; Pholidota; Manidae
Product: olfactory receptor 1I1
Biological process (GO): G protein-coupled receptor signaling pathway
Cellular component (GO): membrane
Molecular function (GO): G protein-coupled receptor activity; olfactory receptor activity
Source: RefSeq, a predicted model, not a curated record
AUGGAACUAGAAAACAGAACAGCAGUCUCCAAAUUCCUCCUCCUGGGACUCUCAGGGAAGCCAGAGCGUCAGCCCCUAUUCUUUGGGGUUUUCCUCUCUGUGUACCUGGUCACCGUGUUUGGGAACCUGCUCAUCAUCCUGGCCGUCGGCUCAGAGCCCCGCCUGCACACGCUGUACUUCUUCCUCUCCAGCCUGUCCCUUGUUGAUGUCUUCUUGUCUUCCACCACCAUCCCCAAGAUGCUGGUGAACCUCCACACCCAGAACCGAACCAUCUCCUUUGCAGGCUGCCUUGUCCAGUGUAUGUAUGCCUUCCACCUGUUCGGGACCAUGGACAGCUUCCUCCUGGCCAUCAUGGCCGUUGACCAGUUUGUGGCCAUCGUUCACCCUUUGCGCUACUCUGUCAUCAUGAGCUCCUGUGCCUGAGGGCUGCUGCUGGGGGUGCCGUGGCUGAUCACCAACCUCCAGUCGCUGGUGCACACCUGCCUCAUCGCUCAACUGACCUUCUGUGCCAGCCCCCAAAUUGCCCACUUCUUCUGUGACCUCAUGCCCCUGCUGAAGCAGGCCUGCUGGGACACACACACCAACAGACUCGUCAUCUUUGUUUUCGGCAUCAUCAUGAGCAUCAGCCCCCUCUCCUGCAUCCUCCUCUCCUACAUUUGCAUUUUCUGGGUGGUCCUUAAGAUCCCUUCUGCUCAAGGCAAGUGGAAAGCCCCUUCCUCCACCUGUGGUUCACACCUCACUGUGGUGUCACUGUUCUAUGGCAUCAUCUUCGCCACGUACUUGCAGCCCGCAUCUCCCACCUCUUCCCAGAAGGACAAGGUGGCCGCCUUGAUGUGUAGGGUGGUCAUUCCUAUGCUGAACCCCUUUAUCUACAGUCUCAGGAACAAGGACAUGAAGGCAGCCCUGAGGAAGCUCAUCUGCAAAGCAGCCUCCCCUCAGUCCUAG